UGAGAUUAAGCCUCCGGACAUUAGAGAGAAGACUGCAAAAAAAGCGGCUUUGGCGGAGAAAAAAUAAGACGGAUGAUGCAGAAGUGGCAUCUUUCAUUGAACAACAACUACAAGGAUCAGGUAGACAGCAUGGCUACAGGUGGAUGCACCAGAAAUGUUGGAUGGCUGGGAUAGUCACAGACAAAGAAACAGUCCGUCUGCUGAUGCGCCUAAUGGAUCCAAAUGGAGUUGACCUGCGUGCACACAAUCGUUUGGGACGUCGCUCUUAUGUCAGUCGUGGACCAAAUUAUGUUUGGCAUAUUGAUGGGUACGACAAACUGAAGCCUUAUGGAAUAUGCAUUAAUGGAUGCAUAGAUGGAUUCUCGAGGAAAAUGCUCUGGUUAGAAGCAUAUAAAACUAACAGUGACCCUCGCAUUAUUGCUGGCUAUUUCAUUGAUGCUGUGAUGGAAUGUGAUGGAUCUCCACAAAAGGUCAGAGUGGAUCAUGGCACAGAGAAUGUUCAUGUGGUGGCCAUGCAAAGAUUUCUGCGCAACACUGAGCAGGAAAAUGGUUUUGACUCUGUUAUCCUCGGGCCGAGUACUGGCAAUCAAAGGAUAGAACGAUGGUGGUGCACCUUGAGAAGUGAGUGUGCCCAGUUUUGGAUGGACCAUUUUGACCAGCUGAAAGCUGAUGGUUAUUUUGUUGACAGCUUUCUGGAUAAAUCACUGAUCCAGUUUUGCUUCCUACAAACAAUACAGGUGGAGCUGGAUGAGGUUGUCCAUGCAUGGAAUGACCAUCGUAUACGAUCUACUAAUAAUCCCCGGGCCCCUAAUGGUCGUCCAACAUUAAUGCAUGCCGUUCCCAACCUUUAUGGGGCUUCAGAUUUUCUACAACCUGUCAYUCUAACAAAGCUGGAAAUAUGUCUAGAGGAAUGUUGUUUCAAGGACUUUCCCUUGCGAUGUAGAUGUGUUACACUUGUGCACUGAACUCAUGACCGAGCAUGGACUGGUAAUGCCAGAUGAUGUGUACGAAAUUACCAACCUUUAUGUAAGACUCCAUCAAAUGAUGAAUGACGGGCUCAGGAAUUAAGAUUCUGUAAAUCACCAACCCUUACAAAAACAUAAAUUAUUUCAAUAUGACCUGUUUUAGUAAAUGCCACGAUUGCAAGUGGACUAAAUUGCAUGAGGGACAUAAUUGUUUUAUUUAAAUAUUGCAAAACAUAUUUUUCCUUCAAAGUUAAAGGUCUACCUAUUAAUUCCUCAGUAUUUAAUCCAGUUUAUGAUUUUGCAAAAUUAGCUUUUUUGAAAACAGCACUCAAUUGUGCUAAAAUGUUCAGGUUAUUCUUUUUCUUGUACUUACCUGUUCAGGACACGAUUAUGUGGACAGCAGCGUUAUAACUAAUGGCAGUGUUUUAAUCAUACUCUUAACAGAUAUUGUUGGUGACCUUUUUCUAUCUACAUAUAAUUUUUUGUAAUAUUGUCACUGUUCUGUUUAAUUGAUAAGUCAGCAUAAAUUUUGUCAUGUAAUACUCUUCACARAUCAGUGUUUGUGUAAUUCUAGAUAAUUUUAUGUACAGUGCAACAGCAAAUAAAAAUUGUAUUCAAAAUAAUUUUAUUAAGUGAACUGRAAUGCAAAAUCCAUUAUUUUUAAACUCCCCAAAAUAAAUCACAAGUGCUUAAAAAUACUUGUCUUAGUGUGCACAUAUUUGAUAAGAUUAACAUAAAUUGACCCUAAUUUGGACCCAGUAAAACUUAAGAAACAAAAAUCUUUUGUAUAAACCUGCCACAAAAAAUAUAAAAUAUCUAAUGUGUAGAAAAAAACCAAUAUAUUUUUGAAAAUAUGAAUGCAUUGUAACAAGUACAACUUUGAACACAGUUGUGAAACAUAAUUAAACAAAAAUAAACAUUUCCUUAGUUUUUUAUGCCUAUAAACUACUCAACAUGUCCUGCUGUAUUUUUCACCUUACUUCUUAAGUUUAAAUUUGUCAUCGGCAAAUAACUGUGGCA
Molecule: messenger RNA, 1985 nt
Organism: Austrofundulus limnaeus
Lineage: Eukaryota; Metazoa; Chordata; Actinopteri; Cyprinodontiformes; Rivulidae
Exons: 2
Coding region: 144-965 (273 amino acids)
Molecular function (GO): nucleic acid binding
Source: RefSeq, a predicted model, not a curated record